GGAGUGGGAUCUGCAGCAGAAUGAGAUCAGAUAGCAGAUUUACCAAGAGUGUGAGACACGAACACAGAGUGGCUUCCAUGACUCCAAAAUCAGCUGCAAGGUAGUGACUUUUUCGCCGAACUGGUCCCCAGAAGUCCUGUUCAAGGGUCAGAAUUAUUACUUCAGCGCUUUACAAAAGGCAUUUUCUACUUUUCUGUCUCUGGGUAACUGGAUAUCAAUCGAACAACACUUUUGAAGAACAGCAAUAGAAGACAUUCUAAUGUUCUCCUCCGUGAGUAGAGAAAGGGACAUAGACAUGAAGGUUCCCUUUAGCCUUCUACUGUCAUGCCUCAGGAGGACAAGGUGGUUCUACCCAUAACAGAAGAGAAGAGCUAAAGGAAGAGAAACAUGCAGCAGUUUGGCUAAAAGACUGGGAGAUCUGGAAGAAAAGCAAAGCUGGACAACACCAACAUUGACUAGAAACACCUGCACACAAGGAAUCUGCGCUUGUGCCUCAGCUCUGAAGACACCAAAUCUGUGUCGGACGGAGCCGAACAUUUCCUGCGAGCGGAGUCAGUUUUGUAUGAGCCAGGCUGAUAGUGUGAAGCCACGUGGCUGUGGCCCCUGAGGCAUGAGUGUGGGAAGGGCCCACCAGCAAAGCUUUGUGUCCUGUGAGGAAGAAGGCCUGAGACUAAGUACCAUGCCUGCUGUGGGCAGCUUUGGCAACGGCAAGAUUCACACGAGACGCAAAUACCAUGGCCGGUUUGUCAGCAAGACCGGACAGUGCAACGUCCACUUCUCAAACAUGGGGGAGAAGUCGCAGCGGUACAUGUCGGACAUUUUCACAACAUGUGUGGACAUCCGCUGGCGAUACAUGUUCCUGCUGUUCAGCCUGGUGUUCGUGGUGUCCUGGUUAACGUUUGGCUUGGCGUUCUGGGUCAUCGGCCUCCUACAUGGGGACAUGGAGCGUCGCAGUGAGGACGAUGGUUUUAUUCCUUGUGUCAUGCAGGUCAACACCUUCGUGGCAGCCUUCUUGUUCUCUAUUGAGACCCAGACGACUAUUGGCUAUGGUGCGCGCUGUGUGACAGAGGAAUGCCCCGCUGCUGUGUUCAUGGUGGUCUUUCAGUCCAUCAUGGGCUGCAUCAUCGAUGCCUUCAUGAUUGGCGCAAUCAUGGCCAAGAUGGCGAGGCCCAAAAAGCGAGCUCAGACUCUGCUGUUCAGCCACAACGCCGUCAUCGCUUUACGUGACGGCAAGCUGUGCCUCAUGUUUCGGGUUGCAAAUCUAAGGAAGAGCCACAUUGUGGAAGCGCAUGUGCGCGCCCAACUGGUCAAACCCCGUAUCACAGAGGAGGGCGAGUACAUCCCCCUGGAUCAGAUUGACAUGAACGUGGGCUACGACAAAGGCAUAGACCGCCUUUUCCUGGUUGCCCCCAUCACUAUAAUACAUGAGAUUGAUGAAGAAAGUCCACUGUUUGGCAUCAGCAAGCAAGAUCUGGAAAUAUCUGACUUUGAGAUAGUAAUUAUACUUGAAGGGAUGGUGGAGGCCACAGCCAUGACGACACAGGCUCGCACCUCCUACCUGUCCUCUGAGAUUCUGUGGGGCCACCGCUUUGAGCCUAUUGUCUUUGAGGAGAAGAGCCGAUACAGGAUAGAUUACGCCUACUUUCACAAAACGUUUGAAGUACCAUCCACACCCAGGUGCAGUGCGAGGGAAAUGGAGGAGAGAAAAUUCCCAACAUCUGGCGCCAACUCCUUCUGCUAUGAGAACGAGCUGGCCUUCAUCAGCAGGGACGAGGAGGAAGAAGAUGGGAAAGAGGAAGACAGGGAAUAUUCAUCGAUGCUGAGCAAUGCAGUUGUCUUGUGAGGAGCCCAGUGACUGUCACAUGACUGACACGAGGACACCGCGGAAAGUAGACAUUGCUGCUGCAGGUGGAGGACCAGCACAGCAGUCUCCAUCACACAAGCAAAACUCAAACUCAUCACAUUUCUCACUGGAUGAGAUGACAAUGUUCUGCUUCCCUGAGGUGGCUUUUGAGCUUUAGUGAAUGCAAACAAAACAGUCACGUGUCAAUUUGCAAGUCCUACUCAAAUAAAGUGCAUGACAAUAGCAUAGUUUUAUAAUAGACUAUUUUUGAGAAAUGUUUGACAAUUUUUUUCAUCAAGCUUCUUUUUGUAGGUGAAGUUCACAGGCAUAGAAUAUCACGCAUGUGGAGUGAAACUGACAAAUCCUGGGAAUAUUCCUCCAAACUCGUCUGAUAGAUGCGUUGUUGCACAGACGAGUGGAUCUGAUCUUAAUGAUGUAACUUUACAAUGUGAACAGUAAGACUCUAAAUAGUCUACUUCAUCCUUUGUCAUUGUAUAGUUUAGUGUACAACACACUGGAGACUACAUACAGUAUAACUUUGGAGACGCAUGAAAAGUUAGUUAUUAUCCGUUAAAAGCAUCAACGCAUAAUAACAGGGAAAACUAUACUUUACAUUUCAGACCACAGGAAAUAAAAUUUGCCCGUUCAGGUGUGUAUUUUACACUUUCAA
This is a messenger RNA of Solea senegalensis (Senegalese sole), 2513 nucleotides long. RefSeq names its product potassium inwardly rectifying channel subfamily J member 12b (gene kcnj12b). Gene Ontology annotation, cellular component: plasma membrane. Gene Ontology annotation, molecular function: inward rectifier potassium channel activity. The record is from RefSeq and is a predicted model, not a curated record. The transcript is spliced from 3 exons. Gene Ontology annotation, biological process: regulation of monoatomic ion transmembrane transport; potassium ion import across plasma membrane. Bases 611 to 1843 code for a protein of 410 amino acids. Lineage: Eukaryota; Metazoa; Chordata; Actinopteri; Pleuronectiformes; Soleidae.